GAUAUAAAUUGCAACAGAUUGUGUAGCUGAUACGCAAGAAUUUGUAGGAGCAUCACUGAUUUCAACUGACUGACAUUUAUCAUUUUUAAGUUAAAAUUGAGAACAUCUAUGAUAUACAGAGGGACCAUUAUAGACGGACAAAACUGACAUUAUCCUUCUAAACAAAUAAAUAAAAGUCAUCCCCGAUCAAACGGCAGAGCUACAGCCAACAAGUAAUAAAUAAAAGUCAUCCCCGAUCAAAUGGCAGAGCUACAGCCAACAAGUAUAAGGUAAGGUAAAGAAAAAAGGGCAGAGCUGCAGCUAGCGAAGUGACAAUGGCUUCCCUUCCCUUUGGUUUUUCUUCACUUCCCCGGUCCAGUUUCCGUCCGACACGCAACUUGAAAAUUCGGUUUUCCGCUGACCGUCAAGCACUGUUUAACCGCAUUGCCCCUGUUUAUGAUAACUUGAAUGAUCUCCUGAGUUUGGGUCAACACCGCAUAUGGAAAAGAAUGGCUGUUUCUUGGAGCGGAGCUAAAGAAGGGGACGACGUACUAGAUAUCUGUUGUGGAAGUGGGGAUUUGACAUUUCUUUUGUCUGAAAGAGUUGGACCCCAUGGCAAGGCGGCCGGUCUUGAUUUCUCAAAUGAACAAUUAUUAAUCGCUUCGACGCGGCAAAAAUUACGUUCGAAGGCAUGUUACAAGAACAUCAAGUGGAUGGAAGGCAAUGCACUUGAUUUACCCUUUCCCGACUCCUCCUUUGAUGCUGUUACUAUUGGCUAUGGGUUACGAAAUGUGGUCGAUAGACAUAGAGCUAUGGCAGAGAUAUGUCGAGUUUUAAAGCCAGGCUCAACGGUAUCUGUUCUUGACUUCAAUAAAAGUAUCAACCCCUUGAGCACGACAAUCCAGGAAUCGAUGAUUGACAAUAUAGUUGUUACUGUAGCGAGUGGUUAUGGCCUAGAAAAUGAGUACAAAUACUUGAAAAGCUCUAUCAAGGACUUUCUGACAGGAAACGAGUUAGAGAAGCUGGCUCUUGAAGUAGGAUUUUCCACUGCCAAACAUUUUGAGAUAGGGUUUGGAUUUAUGGGAAAUUUGUUAGCGACUCGCUAGAAUGACUUCGACUGCUUCAUCUUCCACUUGCCUUCAAAAGAGAGAAAAGAUGCAGUGACAAGAGGAAUGAGUGAUAUUUUUACCAAUCGAUAACAGUAGACUUCUUCCGUCGAUUUCAAGCCAUGCCGGUUAGUGAAUUGAGUAUUUCACCCUGACUUACUGAAGAAUGUAAUAUAAUUUACGCUGCACCAUUAUUUAUUGCCUGUUUCCUAA
Messenger RNA from Capsicum annuum, 1298 nucleotides. RefSeq names its product 2-phytyl-1,4-beta-naphthoquinone methyltransferase, chloroplastic. Bases 315 to 1085 code for a protein of 256 amino acids. Gene Ontology annotation, biological process: phylloquinone biosynthetic process. The record is from RefSeq and is a predicted model, not a curated record. NCBI's taxonomy places the organism in Eukaryota, Viridiplantae, Streptophyta, Magnoliopsida, Solanales, Solanaceae. Gene Ontology annotation, molecular function: 2-phytyl-1,4-naphthoquinone methyltransferase activity. The transcript has 7 exons.